GGCGAUGACGAUGACAGCGAGGACAUCUACGACCACAGUGCAGGGAUACUGAUGACGACGAGGAUGAGGACUGGAACGACACUUGGCACUCGUCGGCUGCAACGUCACAGCUCGCCUAAUAGCUUUCCCGACCAAGACGACGGCAAUGACGAAGAAGACGGAGUAGAAGCAGAUGAUGAGGAGGAGGACGACGAAGAUGCGGAGGAGGGAGAAGAGGAAGAGGAGGAGGAGGAGGAGGAGAAAGUGGAGCAGAUAAUCCUCCUCCUCCUUAUCAUGGUCUAGCCGCUCGCUAUUUCCGCGGCGAUUCGAACGUUUUCGUUGAUUGAUGGACGAAAAACUCCUACACUUUCCAAUUCACGACCGGACCUUCCUCCCCCUCCUUGUCUUUGUCAAUAUCCACCAUACACGUACUGCCACGUGGCAUCCGCAAAUGGAACCCUUUGAUAGACCAUUCAGACCACUACACCACGUCGAUUCCUUCGGCUGACCCUGCUGCUUGCCGUUACCCUCCCCCGCGCCUCCCCUCCCUCACUCCCCCCGGCCCCCCGUCGCGAAUUGGACACACCAUGACGCCUACUGCCAUCCAUUGUUUCCACACCUUUUCUCAUAUUCACCGACGGAUCCGCGAACCCGAUCAUGGACAUUCUCGAUCACGAAAAGGCAAUCAUGGACAUACUAAUUAGUACCGUCUCCAAUCAAAUCCCUUGUGAUCC
Molecule: messenger RNA, 713 nt
Organism: Chara braunii
Lineage: Eukaryota; Viridiplantae; Streptophyta; Charophyceae; Charales; Characeae
Source: the annotation of a GenBank genome assembly